Messenger RNA from Eubalaena glacialis (North Atlantic right whale), 2745 nucleotides. RefSeq names its product NFKB repressing factor (gene NKRF). Gene Ontology annotation, cellular component: nucleolus; nucleoplasm. Gene Ontology annotation, biological process: negative regulation of DNA-templated transcription. Bases 213 to 2558 code for a protein of 781 amino acids. The transcript has 3 exons. The record is from RefSeq and is a predicted model, not a curated record. Gene Ontology annotation, molecular function: RNA polymerase II cis-regulatory region sequence-specific DNA binding. Lineage: Eukaryota; Metazoa; Chordata; Mammalia; Artiodactyla; Balaenidae.
GCAGCGGGCGUGCUCCCGAGUUGCCGGGACGCGAGCUCGUGCUCGCCUUUUCAGCGGUCGCCCGUCACGCACACACUCCAAGCCCCUGAGAGUUGGUCUUCGCGCCUCGGCGCGCCCCUCCUCACCCGGCCCCUCCCACCGACCCCCGUUCCCGCUCGCUCCUGGUAGCGAGUCUGCUUCAUCCCUGGGGUCCCUGCUUGGGGGCGGAGAAGAUGGCUGGCGGACGUCUGCUGUUGGGGGGCGACUUCCUGUCGCCGCCGCCGCUGCCCCCCCUCCCGCCGCCGCCGCUGCCGCCCCUCCCGCCGCCCCCGCCCGAGCCAGUGCUGGAGCAGUGGCGCUAUAGCCACGAAAGUGACUGGCAGUGGGCUCUGCGGCGCAGCUUCAUCUGUCGGCACCUGCACAGCUAUCCCGGGGCUGCCCUAGACCAGCUCCUCGCGCUCUCCGCUGCCUGGACCAACCACGUUUUCCUGGGCUGCAGGUACAGCCCACGCUUGAUGGAAAAAAUUCUCCAAAUGGCUGAAGGUAUUGAUAUUGGGGAGAUGCCUUCAUAUGAUCUGAUGCUGUCCAAAGGGCAAAAACGUCACCUCUCAACAUGUGAUGGUCAAAGUCCUCCUAAAAAGCAAGCCGGUUCCAAAUUCCAUGUGAGACCUCGUUUUGAGCCUGUACAUUUUGUAGCUAGUAGUUCAAAAGAUGAAAGACAGGAAGAUCCUUAUGGCCCUCAAACAAAAGAGGUAAAUGAACAAACACAUUUUGCCAGCAUGCCAAGAGACAUCUACCAAGAUUAUACUCAAGACUCUUUCAGUAUACAAGAUGGAAAUUCUCAGUAUUGUGAUUCAUCAGGAUUUAUUUUCACAAAAGACCAGCCUGUAACAGCCAACAUGUAUUUUGACAGUGGAAACCCUGCCCCCAGCAGCACAUCACAGCAGGCAAACUGCCAGUCAGCUCCUGAGCCUUCACCAUCACAGACAUUUCCUGAGUCAGUGGUAGCCGAGAAGCAGUAUUUUAUUGAAAAAUUAACAGCAGCUAUCUGGAAGAACCUUUCUAAUCCAGAGAUGACUUAUGGAUGUGAUAAAAUUAAUUACACAUAUAUGUUAACUCGUUGUAUUCAGGCAUGUAAGACAAAUCCUGAAUAUAUAUACGCUCCUUUAAAAGAAAUCCCUCCUGCUGACAUCCCCAAAAAUAAAAAACUUCUAACAGAUGGUUAUGCUUGUGAAGUUAGAUGCCAAAAUAUCUACUUAACUACAGGUUAUGCUGGCAGCAAGAAUGGUUCCAGGGAUCGAGCUACUGAGCUAGCUGUAAAACUCUUGCAGAAACGUAUUGAAGUUAGGGUUGUCCGACGGAAAUUCAAGCACACGAUUGGAGAGGACCUUGUGGUGUGUCAGGUUGGCAUGCCUUCAUACGAAUUUCCUCCAGCUCUGAAACCACCAGAAGAGCUGGUGGUGCUGGCUAAAGAUGCUUCUGGGCAGCCGAUUUUUAAUGCUUCUGCCAAACACUGGACCAAUUUUAUCCUUACAGAAAAUGCAAAUGAUGCAAUUGGUAUCCUUAACAAUUCUGCCUCAUACAACAAAAUGUCUGUUGAAUACAAAUAUGAGAUGAUGCCAAAUCGUACAUGGCGUUGUCGAGUGUUUUUGCAAGAUCACUGCUUAGCUGAAGGUUAUGGAACCAAAAAAACAAGUAAACAUGCAGCUGCUGAUGAGGCUUUGAAAAUCCUUCAAAAAACACAGCCCACUUACCCAUCUGUCAAAAGUUCACAAUGCCAAACGGGCUCUUCACCCAGGGGAUCUGGGAAGAAGAAAGAUAUAAAGGAUCUCGUAGUUUAUGAGAAUUCUUCAAAUCCUGUGUGCACGCUGAACGACACAGCUCAGUUUAAUCGAAUGACAGUUGAAUAUGUCUAUGAAAGAAUGACAGGACUCCGAUGGAAAUGCAAGGUGAUUCUAGAGAGUGAAGUAAUUGCAGAAGCAGUUGGAGUGAAGAAAACUGUCAAAUAUGAAGCUGCUGGGGAAGCUGUGAAAACCCUCAAAAAGACCCAGCCGACUGUCAUUAACAACUUGAAGAAAGGAGCUAUUGAAGAUGUGAUUUCAAGAAAUGAAAUUCAGGGUCGCUCAGCAGAGGAGGCUUACAAACAACAAAUCAAAGAAGAUAACAUUGGAAAUCAGCUGCUGAGAAAGAUGGGUUGGACGGGUGGUGGCUUAGGUAAAUCUGGUGAGGGCAUUCGGGAGCCAAUCUCUGUCAAAGAGCAGCAUAAGCGGGAAGGGCUUGGUCUUGAUGUAGAGCGGGUAAAUAAAAUUGCCAAGAGAGAUAUUGAACAGAUCAUCAGAAACUACGCCCGCUCGGAGAGCCACACGGAUUUAACUUUCUCUACAGAGCUGACUAAUGAUGAGCGGAAGCAAAUACAUCAGAUUGCCCAGAAGUAUGGUCUUAAGAGUAAGUCUCAUGGGGUGGGCCACGAUAGGUACCUGGUGGUAGGUAGAAAAAGACGGAAGGAGGAUUUACUAGACCAGCUCAAACAGGAAGGCCAAGUGGGGCAUUACGAGCUUGUGAUGCCUCAAGCAAAUUGAGAUCUUACUAAUUUAUUUUGUAAAUGCCUAAUGAGGCAGAUUUGUGAAUAAAAGAAAUGCUACAUGUUCUGGUUGCAGAGUAUAUUCAUUCUUAAGAUGUUUCACCUUGUUCAUUUCAUAUAGUGCUUUAUUAGAUACUGGAACUUGAAGAAUUCUGUCCACUUGUAUUAGCUUAAUCCAGCAGAUA